AAUUUUCACACGUCGUGCAUUCACGCUCGCAUCUCACAACCAAGAGGGAAAGACGAGCAGCCGUCAACCUCCGCCGUCGCGUUGCCUCCAUUUCUUCUGCUGCCUACCUAGCCCAAGUCGAUUACUUGCUUCCGAUCAGCCUAAGUUUUGUUGAAUGAUUUUUUAGCCCCGAUCGGCGCAUCCAUCGGUUAUUAAUGUGAUCUUGCACGCUAGUCCACAGGUAGCGCGACUAGCAAUCGCUCAACGCCAUCGCGCCUUUCACGACGGCUCUCGUAUCCUCACCUUUCACUGCCUCGAGCGUUUUUUUUCGCCUACGAAAAUAGUGUGGCUGUCGGCAUGGCGGCGAUCACCGCGCCACAGAUCACAGCCCUCACCCCCGCUCCGCACCUCGUUCGCCUAUCCCCGCGUAACCCGCCGCAGUUGACGGUCGAAAUGCAAGCAUGCGCUCAUUCCGACGAAAGUGCGGCUUCAGAAAUCAGACCACUCGCAUCCAGUAACGACAUUACGCUGGCGGGAUCCGCGCUUAAGGAUCAGAUGGUGCCUCCGCGCAGCGUCGAGGAAGCUCUUGCGCUCGUCAGCCCUAGCAGCAGCAGCCAGCAGCCGUCAGUUUCGCCGCCGGCGCAGUCAGCGUGCCAGUCAAGCAGCCCCGAGGCGAUAGCGAUGCCGGUGGCGGGAGAGAAGCGGCCGGCGGUGGGCGAUCCGAGCGCAGACGACGCCGCAGCCAUGCGCCCGCGGAAACUCUUCGCCGCAUCCAUUCCGCCCCUCACCAUCCCCACCGCGCCAUCCACCUCCACGUCACUAGCUGCGCUCAGUACCGCGCCUCUCCGCCUACCGUGCCUUGCGCCCGCGCCUCCUCCCCCGCAUCCCCAGGCCACCCCCUUUCCCCCCACCCCUUCCUCUGUCACACUCUCGAUCUCCUACCCUGCUACUCCUCUCCCCGUUCUCCCGCCGCGUACGCGUUAUGAUCCGGUGGCGUUUGCGCGCGGGAUGCAGGCGCUGCAGGGUACGCCACUCGGGCGGCUGCUCAACGCCACCCCCGAUAUCGUUGUGGACGGCGUUCCUCGUCGCGUCGUUUCCAGUAAGCCGCCCAGUAGUCCCGCGACGCACGGCGGGGUGGGUCAGUCGGCGUCGCCAGUCUCUCUAAUGCAGCUGCCGUCUCUGCCGUCUCUGCCGUCUCGUCUCGCCGGCAGCAUCAGCGCCAGCAGCGGUCUUCGCGCAGCGGGGCCCGUCAGACCGCGACUCCUCGUGCCGUCACCUGCUGCAAUCGCCUCUGCCAUCGCCGCAAAUGCCGCCGCGCCAUCGCCUGCCCGCACAUCGGAGUUCUUCCCCCAAACGCCCGCCGCUGCCGCUCCCCCCGCCCUCCUGACAUGCCCGAUCGUCGUUCCGCGCGUCAACUCUUCCGCGCAUCCGCCUUCCGUCGCCCAGCCCUUCCCCGCCAAUCUCGCUUCCCCCGCCGGAUGUGCCGGCGGCGCACGAGCGGCAGGUGCGGCGUUCGAUCCGCUGGUGGAGUGCGAGGAGAGUCUCGAUAGCUUAUCGGACCCGUCGAACCUCACGUCGCCCACCGCGACCAGCGCCUGUAGCAUGGGCCGCUGCGACGCCGACGACAACGGUGCGAAGGACGCGAUGUCGUCCGUCGCGCUGCCACGUGGGAGCAGCAGCGGCAGCGCCGCGCGUUGGGGACGCAACCGGUCCGUCACGAGCAGGCAAACGGCGGCCGGCAGGAGACGGCAGGGUACCGGCAAGUCUGCCGGAGCCGUCAAGCUUAACGGAGGCGCGAGUGCAGGGGCGGUAGGAACGGACGGAACAGGGGCGUGUGUGGUAACCACAUCGGGGCAGCGCGCUCUCCACACGCUGCACCCCGCGCCUGCUCCCCCCGCCACCGCCGCCGCGCGCCUCCUCCUUCACUCCGCCUCCGCUCGUUCCACCAGCGCCAAUCCCGCCGCCGCCGCCGCGGCAGCAGCAGCGGUCGCCGCCGCAGCGGGCUUCGGUUUCGCCACGCAGGAGCGCGCUCCAGGCGCGGCUGGCGGAGAAGCAGCGGAGCAGAUGGGCGCUCCGCAGCAGGGGCAGAUGCGCGGAGGCGGCGGAAACUACAGUGCGGCGCAGCAGAUGGGCGCUCCGCAGCAGAUGGGCGCUCCGCAGCAAAUGGUGUUUUCCCAGCGGAUGGUGAUUGCGCCGCAGCAGCAGCCACUGCUCUCCCUCUCCCUCCCCCCGCCGAUCGCGCGCAACCAGGGCUUCGUGUGGCAAGCUCCGCGACAGGCGCACGCGGAGGCCGCCCUUGCGGCGCCCGCCGCCGGGAAUCGCGGGCUGGAGGCGCUGCCAGACACUCAGCUGACGCUCGGGCGCUCCCCGCCGCCUCCCGCGCCGGCCGUUGGCGCAGCUGCGCACGUGCUGGUCGGCUCGGGCGACUGCGCCGAACCUCUUCAUGCCGAGCCUCACGCGGUGGUUGGGCCGAACGUCGAGCCGGAGCAGUCAGCUUCGGUGUCGUCGUCCGCGUCGACGACGGUGGUGACUCGCACGGAGUCGCAGGGGUGGAGCGACGCGAGCGACGAGACGGACGACGACGACGACGAGUGGGGGGAGGGCGACGGAGAGGAGGCGGAGAGUGAGGGGUGCGGAGGAGAAGACGGGGCGGAGCGGGGGACUAACGCGGGAGUGGGGGAACAGGUGGAAGGGGAAGCGGAGCCUGAUGGUGCGCAUGCGCUUGUGUCCGCCGCAACCCCCGCCUCUGUUGCCGCCCAUCCUGCUCCGUUCGCCGUGCAUUAUGCGCCUACUCUCUCCGGCGUCAUUGCUCCUCGCGCAUCGAGACUCGUUGGUUCAGACAUCACGAUCAGCGGCUUGCGCGCUGCAGAAACCAGCCAAUCACCAACUGCCAGCGGGGCGAUCCGCUUGGUCGGCUCAGCCAGCUCUUCCCCCAAAACCACGAAUCUGCGGCCCCCUUUCUCAGCGGCAACGCCAGCAGAGGAGAUGGAGGCGGAGCGGCUGCGGGAGAGCGUGGAGCAGUCGGCGCUCCCCAUGGUGUUUGCGAACCUCUCUUUCAAGGCCCUCUGGGUCAACGCCGCCUUCAACCGCCUCGUGGGGCAGAGUGGCUGCUCCUGGCUCUUCUCCCUCGGGGCUGCCUCGCUCCCUGCAGUCACGCUCGUUAGUAGCACUGUGAACGUGGGGGGAGAGGGAGGGGGGGAGUGCCCUGCGGUGAUGGAAGGGGGGCUGAGGGUGGGGGGAGAGGGGGAUGCGGAUAUGGGGGAUUGUGCAGCUGAUGUGACUGUGCCAGGUAUGGGUGCGGGAGAAGGCGAAAGGGAGGAGGGGAAGGAGGGGGGGGAGGAGAGGGAGGAGGUGGCUGAGGACAAUGGGGCUGAGGACGAGGAUGCCAUGGCAGCGGAGUCUCUGCUGCUCUUCACAGGGGCCAUGGCGUGAGAAGGGGGGAAGACAGCAAGCAUUGGGGUGGCGGGCAGCGGCGGUACCACAAGUGCAAGCAAGGCGUGCAAGCGCCGGCCGCACAGCGGUACCACCACAAGUGGGAUGCGAUGCAGCCAUGGCUGUGCAAGCUGCUGCAGCAUGACAUGACAUGACAUCAGCAGCAGCAUGGGGGACCCAAGGCAGGCAUUUCAGUUCUCCUGCCAAAGCUGGGAUGAAUUGGGGAGGGGAUAGGGUGGGCCGCCCUCUACAGGCUCUAGCCGAAGGCAGGGCAGGGCGAAGUUGGGAGCAAGUAAGGUUUUUUUAUACCAGACAUUCUUGUAAUUCUUUUGGUGCAGAAGCACCCCAUGCUCUUCGAAUAAUUGUGAUUUGCUUAC
Messenger RNA from Closterium sp. NIES-67, 3788 nucleotides. The record is from the annotation of a GenBank genome assembly. Lineage: Eukaryota; Viridiplantae; Streptophyta; Zygnematophyceae; Desmidiales; Closteriaceae.